AUGUCGAAGGGUUCGAAUACUAGUCUUCUUGAGACAUUGAAAUUAAAAAUGAAUUCACUUGGGCCUGUUGAUGCCAGGAGCCUUCAAAAGAUUCUCAAUACAUUUACAAAUUUCGGCGAUGAUUUCCGUCGAUAUCGUAAAAAUCAGUUAUCAGGUGUUCCUAAUACUGUCAUCGUCGCAAUAUGCAAAGUACUUAACUCUGUUGGAUAUAAAAUAUGUGUAUCUCGUGAAACCGAAAGAUACAACGAUAUUGCUGAUCUUUGCAUCCAACAACAUUGGAAUAAUUGCUUAUCAGAAAUUUUCCCACAUAUUCAUUACGUAAAGCCAAAUACCAUUAUUCUUAAUAGAAAAUACGAAUUUGAUCCACUACGUACGCUUUACACGUCGGCUAUGCAAAAUUAUAUCGGUGGUACACCAUUCAAAAGCAUCGAAGAGAUGAUCUGCACGAAUGAAUCCAAUACAGUUUCUUUUAUUGCUCAUAUGAAAAUGGAGGAAUUUUCUUUCAUCGCUACCUUCCAGAAAGUAGGAACGGUUCAUUCUCUUCUUUCAUAUGUUACCUAUAGAAAAGGAAAUAUUUUCAUUUUCGAUUCCCGACUAAAGAAGAUUAAGAAGAAACUACUUCAAGACGGGACAAAUUUCGACCUAUCUACAAAGACUGUUGGAAAUAUACAAGAACUAAUCGAUGCUGUCUCAGAGAAACCAACAUUUGAAAAAACUUUCUCGCGAGAAAUCAAAUCAGCAAAGGUUAUUAACCCUCCACUUCCUCCACCACAACAGCCGUUACUUUUCAGGGAUAAUCCACCGCCAUUUUUCCAGAAACAUACUGCAAUCGAUAUUAUUCCUCCUUUGAUACUUCCUAUAGUUAAAGAAGCUCGAAAAGAGAGUCCAUUUAUCUUCCCUACAAUUCCUUCCUUGAAAUCUUGA
Molecule: messenger RNA, 924 nt
Organism: Trichomonas vaginalis G3
Lineage: Eukaryota; Parabasalia; Trichomonadida; Trichomonadidae
Exons: 1
Coding region: 1-924 (307 amino acids)
Source: RefSeq, a predicted model, not a curated record